Prunus armeniaca (apricot) is the source of this 615-nucleotide messenger RNA. NCBI's taxonomy places the organism in Eukaryota, Viridiplantae, Streptophyta, Magnoliopsida, Rosales, Rosaceae. The record is from the annotation of a GenBank genome assembly.
AUGGAGAAAACAGUGAGUGAAGCAUUUGGCUGCCAAGCCAUUUCAGUUGUACUCUUACUCCUUAUCAUUCUUAACUUGCUCCUUAUCCUACACUUUCCCUCCAGUUUCUGGUAUGUGCCCUUGUUUAUAUGCUUCCUUUGUGAUUUGUUGCAAAUUAUUGUUUGGUCGGAGAGCUUCAAGUGCAAGACAAUCCAAAAAAGAAGUUGCAUUGCCAGGAAACAAGAAGUUAAUUGCCUUCAUGAAAAUGGAAGCGUUGUAGAUGACAAGAAACAGCUGUCUACAGGAGAACUUGGACAGAUAAUGGAGAAACUGGGAACAUUACUUGAUGCAGAUGGUGGAGAAGUAGUUGAGGGGAGACUUGGGUCAAAGGAGAUUGCUGACUUGUUGGAGGAGGAACCAAGCCUGGAGGAAGUAAACGAAGCUUUUCAUGUGUUUGAUGAGAAUAAGGACGGGUUCAUUGAUGCAGGGGAGAUAAACAAGGUUCUCUGUGCGUUGGGUUUUGUUGGAGCUUCAGAAGUGGAAUGCAAAAGAAUGAUCAAAGCCUUCGAUCGUGACGGAGAUGGACGAAUAGAUUUCAAUGAAUUUGUUCAAAUCAUGGAGAACAGCUUCUGCUGA